This is a messenger RNA of Oncorhynchus kisutch (coho salmon), 539 nucleotides long. Its product is annotated as serine/threonine-protein phosphatase 6 regulatory ankyrin repeat subunit A-like. The record is from RefSeq and is a predicted model, not a curated record. Bases 180 to 539 code for a protein of 119 amino acids. The transcript is spliced from 4 exons. Gene Ontology annotation, molecular function: protein binding. NCBI's taxonomy places the organism in Eukaryota, Metazoa, Chordata, Actinopteri, Salmoniformes, Salmonidae.
AGGAGGUUCGUCAUAUGAAGGACAUUCAAGUGGAUGUGACCCCUAACCUGCAAUAGGGGCUCAGUGAGGUGACAGACAUCCUGUAAUGGAUCUCCAGCUAGUGUCUGAGGACCUGGAGAAGGCUGUGUCUACAGCUGUGGGGCAGGACAAGCAUGGGACAGACAUCCUGAACGAAUCUGAUGUCAGAGCUCCCAUCAGCCCUCUACACCUCGCUUCACCACCAUGCUAUGGAGGUCCUGGUUCAGUCUCUGCUGGAUCUAGACGUGAGGGACAGCCAGGGGCGCACCCCUCUGGACCUGGCUGCCUUAAAAAGCCUUGUGGAGUGUGUUGACGUCCUCAUCAACCAGGAAGCCUCCAUCCUGGUUAAAGACUUCACUCUGAAGAGGACCCCCAUCCACGCUGCAGCAACCAACGGACAUUCGGAGUGUUUGCGUUUGCUGAUUGGAAAUGCUGACAUCCAGAGUACAGUGGGACAUUCAAGACGGAAUAGUCACUUGGGUUUUGGAUACCAAUUCCCCCAGUAUUCAACAACUCUUUAA